GGCAGGAGAGGCGAAAGAGGCGGCCGCCGGGGUCACGUGGCGGGGGCGGCCUGAGGCCGGCCUGGCCCCGCCCUCUCCCGGGUCACGUGAUGGGGCGGGCGCCGCUGGGUAGUUGUCAGUGUGGUGGAGACUCAGAGUUCUACCUUGUAAAUACUGUUAUUUGUAUAUACUGUAAAUGAUGACAUCGGUGGGCACUAACCGAGCCCGGGGGAACUGGGAGCAGACACAGACACAGAGCCAGACACAGCACAAGCAGCGGCCACAGGCCACUGCAGAACAGAUUCGACUUGCACAGAUGAUUUCGGACCACAACGAUGCUGACUUUGAGGAGAAGGUGAAACAACUGAUUGAUAUCACGGGCAAGAACCAAGAUGAGUGUGUGAUUGCGCUGCACGACUGUAACGGGGAUGUCAACAGAGCCAUCAACGUGCUGCUGGAGGGGAAUCCGGACACGCAUUCCUGGGAAAUGGUUGGGAAGAAGAAAGGAGUCUCGGGGCAGAAGGACAGUGGGCAGACAGAACCCAGCGAAGAAGGCAAAGAGAACCGGGACAGGGAUCGGGAUUACAGCCGGCGACGUGGCGGGCCACCGAGACGAGGCCGAGGCACCAGCCGUGGAAGAGAGUGUAUGAGCCUGCCCUUUAAUAGCAACUAUAACUAUCAUGUUCGGGGCCAGGAGAAUGGACUGGAUGGUGGUAAGAGUGGAGGCUCCUCUGGAAGAGGCACAGAGAGAGGGAGACGGGGCCGCGGACGAGGCAGAGGUGGCUCUGGAAGGCGGGGGGGAAGAUUUUCUGCCCAGGGAAUGGGAACUUUCAACCCAGCUGAUUAUGCAGAGCCAGCUGGCACGGAGGAGAACUAUGGGAAUAGCAACAACACAUGGAACAGUACUGGUAGCUUUGAGCCCGACGAUGGGACAAGUGCAUGGAGGACAGCGACGGAGGAAUGGGGAACAGAGGACUGGAAUGAAGAUCUUUCAGAGACCAAGAUCUUCACUGCCUCCAAUGUGUCUUCAGUGCCUCUGCCUGCAGAGAAUGUGACAAUCACAGCUGGCCAGAGAAUUGACCUUGCGGUGCUGUUAGGAAAGACACCCUCUUCUCUGGAGAAUGAGUCAUCAAACCUGGAUUCAACCCAGGCCCCUUCUCUUGCCCAGCCGCUGGUGUUCAGCAAUUCCAAGCAGACAGCUAUAUCCCAGCCUGCAACUGGUAACGCCUUCCCUCAUCACAGCAUGGUGAGCAUGCUGGGGAAGGGGUUUGGAGAUGUCGGAGAGGCCAAAAGCAGCAGCACCACAGGCUCUCAAUUCCUGGAGCAGUUCAAGACAGCUCAGGCUCUGGCUCAGCUGGCUGCUCAGCACACCCAGCCUGGCGGGAGCAACACCUCCUCCUCCUGGGACAUGGGAUCCCCAGCCCAGUCCUCGGCUCUCGUGCAGUAUGAUCUAAAGAACCCAACGGACUCAUCAGUUCACAGCCCCUUCACCAAGCGUCAGGCUUUCACGCCAGCCUCAGCGAUGAUGGAGGUGUUCAUGCAGGAGAAGCAGCCUGUGGUGACAGCCUCUACAACGGCACCGCCCCCCCCAUCUUCCCCUCUGCCCAGCAAAACCAACCCCAUUCCCCAGAUGUCCCCAGGGUCAUCGGACAACCAGUCCUCCAGUCCCCAGCCAGUGCAGCAGAAGCUCAAGCAGCAGAAGAAGAAAGCCUCCUUGACAUCUAAGAUUCCUGCUCUCGCGGUGGAAAUGCCUGGCUCAGCAGAUAUCUCAGGGCUAAACCUGCAGUUUGGGGCAUUACAGUUUGGUUCGGAGCCUGUUCUCUCGGAGUACGAAUCAACGCCCACGACGAGCGCCUCUGUGAGCCAGUCUCAAAGCAGCCUCUACGCCAGCACUGCGAGUGAAUCUUCGUCCAGUCAAAGCCAGGAGUCUGGUUACCAGGGCGGCACAAUACAGACAGCAACGUAUACCUCCCAGAACAGCGCUCAGGGACCACUGUAUGAACAGAGAUCCACCCAGACCAGGCGAUACCCAAACUCCAUCUCCUCCUCGCCCCAGAAAGACCUGACCCAGGCCAAGAAUGGGUUCAGCUCUCUGCAGCCCACGCAGUUACAAACCACGCAAGCCGUCGAAGGUGCUCCAGGCCCUGUGGUGAAAUCAGAUUCCCCCUCUGCCCCCAAUAUCCCACCUCUGAACGAUGCAGUAUCAGCAUCAUCCCUGCUGACAACAGCCAGCCAGCACUCAUCAGCUCUGAGUAGCCUGAACCAUGCUGAGGAGCUCCCCAGUACGACCACCGCCCAACUCAGCAGCACGUUACCCACCCAGCAGAACAGCCUCUCCUCGUCUACAUCCUCUGGGCGCACAUCAACGUCAACUCUUCUGCACACUAGUGUGGAGAGUGAAGCAAGCCUCCAUUCUUCUGCUAGCACUUUUUCCACCUCCUCCAGCACAGUCUCGGCUGCCCCACCUGUGGUCAGCGUCUCCUCCAGUCUGAGCAGCGUCAGCAGCCUGGGCCUGAGUCUCAGCAGCAACUCCACAGUGACAGCCUCCACUCGCAGCUCUGUGGCCACAACAUCAGGAAAAGCCCCUCCCAACCUCCCUCCUGGAGUUCCACCAUUGUUGCCUAAUCCGUACAUCAUGGCUCCAGGGCUCUUACAUGCCUAUCCGCCACAAGUGUAUGGUUAUGACGACUUGCAGAUGCUUCAGACGAGAUUCCCAUUGGAUUAUUACAGCAUCCCAUUCCCUACCCCCACCACCCCGCUGACUGGAAGAGACGGCAGCCUGAGCAGCAAUCCGUAUUCUGGUGACCUCACGAAGUUCGGCCGUGGCGACGCCUCCUCCCCUGCUCCAGCAACAACUUUGGCACAGCCUCAGCAGAGCCAGACGCAGACGCACCAUACCACGCAGCAGACGUUCCUGAACCCAGCUCUGCCUCCUGGCUACAGUUACACCAGUCUGCCAUACUACACAGGGGUACCAGGGCUCCCCAGCACCUUCCAGUAUGGGCCCGCCGUGUUCCCUGUCGCUCCUACCUCUUCCAAGCAGCAUGGUGUGAAUGUCAGCGUCAACGCAUCAGCAACCCCUUUCCAGCAGCCCAGCGGCUAUGGCUCUCAUGGAUACAGCACUGGUGUAUCAGUGACAUCCAGUAACACGGGAGUGCCAGACAUCUCGGGCUCAGUCUACUCCAAGACCCAGCAGUCCUUCGAGAAGCAGGGAUUUCACACUGGAACCCCGGCAGCCUCGUUCAACUUGCCUUCAGCACUAGGCAGCGGUGGCCCCCUCAACCCCGCGACAGCCGCAGCAUACCCACCGGCGCCGUUCAUGCACAUCCUCACCCCGCAUCAGCAGCCCCACUCGCAGAUCCUCCACCACCAUCUGCAGCAGGACGGCCAGCUUCCAUAUUUGCAGAUGAUACUGUGCUGCCAACGCCAGCAGGAGGACCAGAGCGGCACCGGACAGCGCAGCCAGGGCAGCUCCAUCCCCCAGAAAUCCCAGGCCAACAAGUCCACCUACAACAGCUACAACUGGGGCCCAACUGAGGCUGCAGCGGCCCUGCGCCCCUCGCCACUUGCUUCUGGAGGAGAAACGUACCGAAAACGAUGACAACGGAACUGGGGAGGAGAGCGCCCCCUAUCCCCCGGCACAGCGCCAGCAGCCCCCGGGGCAGGCCGGCCACGGGGCUCUGCAUUGUGUCUGUUUUCAGCCACCUUUCCUGUUGUAUGUAAUAUAGAAUUUGUAUUUUCUCUCUCUUUUCUCUCUCUCUCUGCGUUCAGACUCUGAACCGUUUGCCGUAGGGGCCUUUUUUGGUUUUUACUCCUUUCUCUCCCCCCUUCUCCCCACAUCCUGCUGCCCCCUGGCCCCGGUGGACCCAAAGGAGUGGAAAGCUGCAAGUCCACCUACAGCAAACCCCCUUUACUAUUAGGAAUAAGAACAGUCAUUGAUAUGAACAGCAUUGUCCAAUGAAUUAGUUGAAGUGUUUUUUGUACUGUGUUCUAAAUUUAAUGGAUAAAUGUGUCUUGUAUAUAAAAACGAAAACCCCA
Mauremys mutica (yellowpond turtle) is the source of this 4017-nucleotide messenger RNA. RefSeq names its product ubiquitin associated protein 2 like (gene UBAP2L). The record is from RefSeq and is a predicted model, not a curated record. Gene Ontology annotation, molecular function: protein binding. NCBI's taxonomy places the organism in Eukaryota, Metazoa, Chordata, Testudines, Geoemydidae. Gene Ontology annotation, cellular component: cytoplasm; nucleus.